Messenger RNA from Orycteropus afer afer, 819 nucleotides. It is a transcript of the gene RASL11B, whose product is annotated as RAS like family 11 member B. Gene Ontology annotation, molecular function: GTP binding; GTPase activity. NCBI's taxonomy places the organism in Eukaryota, Metazoa, Chordata, Mammalia, Tubulidentata, Orycteropodidae. The record is from RefSeq and is a predicted model, not a curated record.
CGCGCAGCGCGAUCCUCCUUCCACCCCAGAACUCCGGUCCAGCGCGCUGUAGCCUCGGUCCCAGCGGCGAUGCGCCUUAUUCAAAACAUGUGCACCAUUGCCGAGUACCCCGCCUCGGGCAAUGCCGCUUCCGCCGCCGAUUGCUGCCUGGGGGCUGCGGGUCGCCGGCUCGUCAAGAUCGCCGUGGUUGGGGCUAGCGGCGUGGGCAAGACCGCUCUGGUGGUGCGGUUCCUUACCAAACGUUUCAUCGGUGACUAUGAAAGAAACGCAGGUAAUCUCUAUACCAGACAAGUCCAAAUUGAGGGUGAAACCCUGGCUAUUCAGGUUCAAGACACUCCAGGUAUUCAGGUCCAUGAGAACGGCUUGAGCUGCAGUGAACAGCUAAAUAGGUGCAUUCGCUGGGCCGAUGCUGUGGUGAUCGUUUUCUCCAUCACCGAUUACAAGAGCUAUGAACUCAUUGGCCAGCUCCACCAGCACGUCCAGCAGUUACACCUGGGCACCCGGUUGCCUGUGGUGGUCGUGGCCAACAAAGCUGACCUUUUGCACAUCAAGCAGGUGGACCCUCAGCUCGGACUGCAGCUGGCUGGCAUGCUGGGCUGCUCGUUCUAUGAGGUGUCUGUCAGUGAAAAUUACAAUGAUGUGUACAAUGCUUUCCACGUGCUGUGCAAAGAAGUGAGUCACAAACAGCUGCCCAGCAGCACGCCGGAGAAGCGAAGAACCUCCCUCAUCCCCAGACCCAAGUCACCCAACAUGCAGGACCUGAAGAGGAGGUUCAAGCAAGCCCUCUCUGCCAAAGUGAGGACUGUCACUUCUGUCUGA